Molecule: messenger RNA, 1080 nt
Organism: Pleurotus ostreatus (oyster mushroom)
Lineage: Eukaryota; Fungi; Basidiomycota; Agaricomycetes; Agaricales; Pleurotaceae
Exons: 5
Coding region: 1-1080 (359 amino acids)
Source: RefSeq, a predicted model, not a curated record
AUGGUCGCCAACGACUGCACCGUCGCAUUCACUAGCAACCCAGACAUCAGCGGCGUCGGGGUUCGCAUCAGUUUCUAUCUGCAAACCUUUCUUUUGGUUAUCCUCGUCGAUCGCUCUUGGGAAGAUGCACCAAGUGCGCUGUACACCCUCAUCGCCACUAGUGGAGGCCUGCAGGUUGCUGCUCUGGUUCAGGCCAAGGUCGGCAAGUUGUCCCUGCUCCAGGCGUUGCAGGUAUCAAACCUUGUCUGGCUGGCGAACUUUGGCACCUUUGUAGCUCUUGCUAGCUACUCGCGGCAGAAGGCCAAGAGCAACAAACGCGAUCCCGACGCAGCAAAGAGACGGGGGAAAUUCCUGGAUUACCACGUCAAAUAUGUUGCGAUGUUGCAAACAUUGAUGUCCAUGGCCCUAACUCUCUACAUGUGGCUUACGGCGAAGACAUUCGGCCCAGACGCACAAUGCUCUGGCCUCCUGCGAUAUGUGUUCUUCGUCAUCCGAGCUCCCGCCCUCGGUUCUGGCCGGUUGGCGGGGAUCACAAUAUCUGUCCUCCUCGCAGCAGUCUAUAUCUGCGUUACUGCCCAUGAACUUCAUUCGUCGUAUCUGAAACGAAACCAAAGAAGACAGCGAGGGAAUAGUCCGGCAGUCCGAAACUCUACUACGGCUUCCGUUGUAUACCACCUACCCACCGUCGCCCGCCCGACACAUUUACGAGCUGCUUUCAACUCAUCGACUGACCGACUCCCUCAAGACACUCGUACCAGUAGCCCGGAGUCCAUCAAGCGAGCCACACGCCGCCGUUCCAAGAAGCGCCGCUGGUCUUCAGACCUUGAUCCCAUGUUUGUUGGUAUCAUGAUCUUCUAUGCGACGGUGUUAGUGUAUUCCGUCGUCUCAACCGAGUUGAUGGUGGCCUUCAACCCAUCGGACGACGAUGUUAUCAAGGAAUGGGGAUUCGGACAGAUCCUUGCGAUCAUUGUCGUUAUCCCUUCAGCCAUCUCUGUUGCCAACGCUCUGGCCGAGCAUGGCUUCAGGCGACUAUCCAAGCCAAAGCGAGCUUGUGGACCCGAGGCUCAAGUCACGACCUAA